Molecule: messenger RNA, 3109 nt
Organism: Coturnix japonica (Japanese quail)
Lineage: Eukaryota; Metazoa; Chordata; Aves; Galliformes; Phasianidae
Gene: APOLD1
Product: apolipoprotein L domain containing 1
Biological process (GO): regulation of endothelial cell differentiation; lipid transport; lipoprotein metabolic process
Cellular component (GO): extracellular region; membrane
Molecular function (GO): lipid binding
Source: RefSeq, a predicted model, not a curated record
ACUCAAGAAAUUCUACAAUUAUAUGAUUCUUUGACUUGCUGUGGAGCUGCUUUCCUUUUAUGGGCUGGGAGCCCUGCUCCAGCUCGCAGGCAGCACUGCUGCCUUGCAUCCAAUCACAAGCACCGUUGUCUCAAAGAGCCAGGAUUUUGAAAGUACACUGGCCUUGAAUGAAGAAGCUGGCUGGUUGAUGCUCUAGAUGUGGGAGGGGAGAAACUUCAGUCAUCAAGUAAUUGGUGGCUUGAGCGCAGAGUAAAGUCAGUUGCUAUUUCAGGGAAAGGAAAGGCAACUGCUCCCUGGAGGGAAUGACUGCACUAGUUCAGAGUCAGGAAUAGGCUGAGAUUUAAUUACUUCCCCCCCCCCUUCCCGACCAAGACUUCAGGAAAAGCGAACACACAAUGUUCAUUCGUAGGGAUCGUUUCCUGAACAUGAUGUGUGCUCGCUGUCCCGCAGGUCACUUUCCAGUGUGUCACAUCCUUCUGCACAAGGGAGAGCAGGAAAUGGCAAACUCCCAGUAUGAGGCAAAGCAUUCCCAUUGCAGCAAUUGGUCCACGGGAGCUAUAAAUUGGUCUCCUCCAGAAACAGACUAAAAUUUGCCUGUGGGGAGGUCAGCCAGAAACUAAAGACAGAGGCCAUGGAGAGGAAUGGUGCUUCCCAUCCCCAGACGCCAGACCCCACGCGCCACUUCCACAUAGCGCUGCUGGAUCAGCGACGGAGGCUGCAAGGUCAGAUCGCUCACCUUCACAAGGCAGCUCGCAAAAUCAACAAGCUUCGCAAAAGAUCGCUGAUUGCCAACAUCAGUGGGAGCUCACUGACAGCCGUGGGAGCAGUCACAGCCAUCGUGGGGCUGUCUCUAAGCCCAGCUACACUGGGAGCUUCCCUCCUGGCAUCUGCAGUGGGUUUGGGCUUAGCAACUGCUGGGGGGGCUGUCAGCAUCACCUCUGAUCUCUCUGCCGUGCUCUGCAAUUCCCAGGAGGUGAAGAAGGUGCAGGAAAUUGCAAUGACUUGUCGGAAACAGAUGAGGGAAAUCCUCGGCUGCUUGGAAUUCCUCCGCCGCGGGCAAGGCCCAGGGGACCCCAAGCUUCUCCAGUCGGAGAAGAGAGCAUCCAUUUCCCUUUAUAACUCCGUCUGCUUCAUGGUCUUCUGUGGCUCCCACAGCUUCCUUGUGCCAGAAUACACAAAAGAGGUCACAAAAGUGAGCCAAGCCAUGCUGAAGGCCAAAAUCCAGAAGCUGGCUGCCAACCUCGAGAUCUGUACCAGGGCAAUGGAUGAAGUCUGUGAACUCCUUGAGUCCAGGACAGAGCUUUCCCCACAGAUGAAGAAGCUCAGCUUGGGUGCUAGAACCACCACUGGGACCCCAAGACCAUCCAGCUGAAACAGUAAUUGCCCUGUAAUGAAACCAGACUUGAAAACACUACAUAAUUGUCACCACUAGCGCUGCUACCUGUUGCUGUUGUAAUAUUGGUGAAUACUGGUGGUGCUCAUCCACAUAUAUGCACACAUCUCUUGUGCCUUAUUUAUAUCUGAACACAAAGCUCUCCCUGAUAUCAAGACAGUUACACAUAGACACACACACACACACACACACACACACAUACACACACACAGAGGUACACCCCACUGCCUCACGUCCACCUCCAUGACUCUGAUUCCUCAUGUAGCAGAAAGCAGUAGGUCAGCAGAGUGAUGAAAUCCCUGCAACCUUGGUGCUGACUAACCCCAGUUUGUGGAUAACUCAUCAAUCUAUGAAUGCUGAAGGGGCUGUGAUACCCUCAAAGAGCCAACAGCCACCAACUUCCAGUAGAGUACAGCCCCGUUACCAAGGUACAUGUGGGAAGGUUGUUGAAAGGAGCAGCCCUGGAUAUGACAGACUGUGUGGAUGGCUCAGUCAUCAUAGGGUGAACCAGAAGCCAGAAACUGUUAUCCUUUAUGAAGAAACCUUUCCAGGCUGAGAACUGUGAUGUUUGUGUUCUAUUUAUUUAUGUGAGAAGUUUUUAAAGUUUUGAUGUUGUAUUUUAAAGUUUUUGAUAUUUUAUUUAAAUAUUUUGUUUUCCUUUUAAAAAGAGGUCUCUGCUCCAAAGGAGUACAUCUGUUCUUAGAGGCAAUGCAAGUCUGUGGCAAGUGAGAGCAAGUUAUAAGUUCUUUGGUUGUAAGGGUAAGUCCCUGUAGGAAAGAUAAAGAUGAAUGCUGGUAGUUAUAACAUAGGUGAACUGUGGUUAACCAGUGACAGAUCAUAGAAACCAAAACAGGGAGAAAGAUGGGUCAGUGACCCUGGGACCAGAGCCUGCCCCAGCAGACCCUCUGGGGAGAAGAGUAAGUGUACCUCUUGGAGCAUGGAGGGAAGAGUAUGCUGGUGUUAUGGUCUGAGCUGGAGACCAGCUGAGAGAAGAGCGCACCUGAGAAGUGGUAGUGCUGCUCUCUGUGCAGUCAAACAGCCUGUGAGACCCACAGUGGUUGUCUGGGGAGGGAGGAGGCAGCAUGUACAGAGAGCUACACAUAUGCUUAGCAGUGCUUCCCAGGGAAGGCUCCACAUCAGCAAUGCAUAUAUUGGUACUAACAGUCAACAAGGGUGCAGAAGAGUAGGAUGAUUCAGUGGUCAGAACAUUGAGGAAGCAAGAGAAAUGGCUCGGACUCGGUUUCGAGUGACUGCCCCGCUAAGGAUGUCCUUUGUGAUUUUCAUCCCCUCAGUGCCUCAGUUGUCUGUGCAAAAAUGGGAACAGCAACACUUCCCUACCUCACAAGGAUGUUUCUGGGACAAAUAUUCUGAAGUGCUCAGGUGCUGUGGUGAUGGAGAUCAUGCCAAUACCUGAAAGAGGUACAAGGAAGAGACCCCAGAAUGGAAGGGGUACUUAGGAUUUGUGAAUCAAAAUGAUGAAAAAGCUGAUUUUUAAUUCUAUAGCUCUGAGCAAACUCUUGGGAAGGACUAUACUCCAACUUACAAAGCUCAACUCCUUCUCAAGUUGUAUCUUCCACUCAUGACUUCAUCAUGUGUUUUGAUGUGUAAAACAAAAGCUUUUGUCCCUCAGAAUGUGACUCAGUUGUCUGUAAUGCCCAUGCCUGUUUGCUAUAAGGGGAAAGUACACUGCUAGUUCGAUUAAAUGAAUAUAAAGUA